Messenger RNA from Lytechinus variegatus (green sea urchin), 2656 nucleotides. RefSeq lists its product as uncharacterized. Lineage: Eukaryota; Metazoa; Echinodermata; Echinoidea; Temnopleuroida; Toxopneustidae. The record is from RefSeq and is a predicted model, not a curated record. The coding region runs from base 145 to 1038 and encodes 297 amino acids. The transcript has 8 exons.
AUCAGUAUUUUAUACGCCAUUCUGCAUUCGGUGUCUGAGCUACAUGUAGAUAGCGUUUCUCAGUGAGAGAUAUAUUAUUUCGUUUUCGAGAGCGUCGCAAGAUAAGUUUUUUCAUCAUAUCAACAUUCUAUUCCUCCUGAGGAUAUGGAUACUAAGAUGGACGCAGAGCUGAUCAAGAACGAGGAGAGGCAGGGUGUCGAGGAAGCUACCGAGGAAGCCACCGAAGCCCCUCAACCGGUACAGCAGGGACCACCCUCUUAUGUUGGUUAUCCUAACGGCUCGACCCAACCACAGGGGAUGUAUCAUGUAUCACAGCCUCAGCAGCCAACUUACAUCAUCCAGAACAUACCCGCCCAGCAAUCAUCUGGAUGCUGCACCGGCAAAUCUGAUUGGUUCAAAGAAUCGGUUGGCAUGACAACAGGUAUCGUCCAGCUCAUCAUCGCUAUCGUUGCCAGCAUCCUAUCUGGAGUAGCCAUCUGGCUUCAAGUCCGGGCUGAUAUUUACGUCGGCCCAAUGGGGACGCCAAUCGGUGCAACCCUUUUCAUAUUUCUCCCCGCUGGAAUUCUUGGAGCUUGCUCUAAGAACAAGAGCAACUGUGUGAUCGUGGCAUACCUCGUGAUGUCAAUCCUGGCUGCUAUUCAGGCAGGCUUCGUGUGUGCAGUGGAGUCGGUAUUGGCUGGGUUCAGCUUCCAUUCAGUCUGCCCCGAUAUUCCUGACUAUCGUGAUUAUCCUCCAUUCGAUGUUCAUGGGUUUGAGUAUCCUGAAAUCGCAGUCGACUACGCCUGUUCGUGGGAGCGUUUCAAGUGCCUGACUGCCGUACACGCCCUGAUCGCUAUCCUGAUGUUCGCCGAGUUCAUCGUCGCUAUCUUAGCUGCUGCCACCUGCUGUGGCGGUCUCAAUUGCUGCUGCCCUCGACAACAGACACAGCAGAACCGCUCCAAUGCCAUGAUGUACUGUCCCCAGGCUGGCGUUCAACCUCUCCAAGCCCAGAUGGGUACUCAUGUUGUCCAGGGAACUGAGCUACCAAUGAAGGCCUAGGAUGGACAAGAGAUGGCGCUCUCACUUUUUAGAUGUCGAUGACUGCAUUCACUGACGACCAUAAAUUUUUCCCAUUUUUUACGUGAUUAAUUUACAUAAUGAAAUACAACCGAAAUGAGAUAUUUAGUACCCGGAUAUAAUCAGUACUACCGCAUACUUCUAGCCUUACAAUGAAUCAUUGAAAUACUACUGAGUUAUCAGUAGAUGUUUACGAAAUUUAUCCAUUAAAAUUGAAUGCAGUCACAAUAACCAUGAUAAUCAAACAAAAAUUAGAUUCAUUAUCGUCACUCAUUUCGGAUUAAUAAACCAAUAAUGAUAAAGUUAAUGGUGGUGGUGAUAGCCAGUCAGGUUAUAGCAUCUGUUGAGAAGAAAUGCUGUAAAUAUGAAAUGUAGAUGUUAUACAACUUCUGUCUUUCUUGACUAUAGGAAAAGAUAUAUAUAUAUAUACGUUCAGGCUGAGAAUUUAUUGCCCAAUAUAAAAGGGUCACUUUUGGGGAAUUGCUCUACCCCUCCAAAGAGAGUUUUUAUGGGCUAAUUUUCAUUUCGUCCAAUGCCAAUUAAUCCUUUUGCCAAAUCGUCUACUUUCAUUUGGUCUACCAUCAGUUCGUCCAAUAUCCACAUUGUCUAAUUGCCAUUUCUUCCACCCACCAUUUCGUCUAAUAACCAAUUGGUCCAAUAGCCAUCUAGUCCAUAUUCAAUUUGGUCUAAGUAGACUAAGUUUUAAUUGGGCAAAAUAAAUGAAAAUAAAACGAAUAUCAUAGACCAACUGGUUGUGAGAUGAAAUGUUCAUAGACCAACUGGUGAUUAGAGGAAGUGAUGAUUGGACCAAAUGUUUUUUUGACCAAUGGUUGUUAGACGAAAUGACGAUGGAUGGAAUGGCAUUAGACUAAAUGAAGGUAGACCAUGUGGUGAGUGUCCCAGUCGGCAGUGGACAAAUUGGCAAUUUACCGUCUUAUGUAUCCAAUUAUAGUUCUAAUAUGAAUAAUGUAAGUGUAUUUAGAUUAUCAUUAUUUUCAUGAAACAAAAUCGAGUAUGUUGGGAGAUAAAGUAAGAAAUAUGCAACAUUGAAAAAGUGGCUGGACAUGAUUUGAUAAUGCCUAUUAUGAAAAAAUAACAUUCUUUAAAAAAUAUUAUUCAUAGAUCAAUUGUUUUGUUAGUAAGAUAUAUUUUUUGCAUUUCUAUUAUUGCAGUAUAUUUUUUUUCUUAAAUUUCAUCAUAUUAUAUUUCGUGUUUUCUUGUGAUAGAAGUCAAUGUAUAUUCAUUUUGCAAUGUAAAAGUGUGGUCAUUUUGAGGUUGAUUCGUUAUUUUUAUCUUUUAUUUUUGUAUGAAAUGUGUCAGUGAGAUUUGUUUUUAUCACGUUAUCCAUGAGUAAAGUCAACAAUAAAAAAUAUUAAGGAUAUGAAUAAGAACUUACAAUAAAGAGGGAUAAUAUGAAAAGGAUCCGUAUGAAAUGAGGCUAUAAACUGCACUAUUAUUUUGGUCCGUGUCGUUCUUAUACUAUGGAGUUUUGUAAUGAAGUUGAGUGUAUUGCGUCAAUCAAUCAUUUUUAUUUUUUAGAGUUGGUGAAAUUGUGACUAUAUUCUUUCACAUAAUAAAAAUAUGGCAGCUUGCAUAGUAA